ACUACCACAGCAUGGUGCGUUCAGCCAUUAUGACCCUACUGGAUGCGGCCACUGGCAGGAAGGUGGCUGAGGGUCACAAGGCCAGCUUCUGCCUCGAGGACACCACGUGUGACUUUGGCCACCUGAAGCGUUUACUUGCCACAUCGCACACUCAGGGGCUGAGUCCUGGUUGCUAUGACACCUACAAUGCAGACAUUGACUGUCAGUGGAUUGAUAUCACCGACGUCCAGCCCGGGAAUUAUAUUCUAAAGCUUCAAGUAAACCCCAAUUAUCUUAUCCCAGAAUCUGAUUUCACCAACAAUGUGAUCCGAUGCAACAUUCAUUACACGGGGCAACAAGUCGCCACUACAAAUUGUAAAAUAACACAGUCCUGAUCUUCAAGUUUUGAGUCUCAAAACACUGCCUCCAUACUGCUUGAUCUUGUCGCGUGGGGGGCGAACUUUAUCCGGGAGCGGCUGUGGUUUGGUAGCUGUCACAACCAAAGUAUCCAAGAGGGGUGCCGGGAGACCUGUGGACCUGGAGGCGGCCCCACUACAUAUAAACCUCCGCACUGACCCGUCAGCUAGCGCGUGUGUGUGUGUGUGUGUGGACAUCUGGAAAAGCCACUCUUAGCACCCCUCGCUACAAUCUAGGCAUGCCCAUUAGGAAAA
Amblyraja radiata (thorny skate) is the source of this 650-nucleotide messenger RNA. RefSeq names its product lysyl oxidase homolog 1-like. Gene Ontology annotation, biological process: peptidyl-lysine oxidation; collagen fibril organization. The record is from RefSeq and is a predicted model, not a curated record. Lineage: Eukaryota; Metazoa; Chordata; Chondrichthyes; Rajiformes; Rajidae. Gene Ontology annotation, molecular function: protein-lysine 6-oxidase activity; copper ion binding.